Molecule: messenger RNA, 1675 nt
Organism: Vicia villosa (hairy vetch)
Lineage: Eukaryota; Viridiplantae; Streptophyta; Magnoliopsida; Fabales; Fabaceae
Product: BAHD acyltransferase BIA1-like
Exons: 1
Coding region: 85-1488 (467 amino acids)
Source: RefSeq, a predicted model, not a curated record
UUUCUGAAUACAUUCAAUAGUGGUCCGUUGAUGGCGUAGACACCGCCACCGCCAACGCCAAGCAACAAGUAAUUCGGUGAAGCAAUGAUAUCAUCAUCACAUACUCACUCUGUAUAUAGACUCCUAUCGACACUCAAGAAAAACCACAACAAAAUGAACGAAAUGAGUAAUAACAGUAACAUCAUAAAACUUGAAACAUUAAACACAUUCCUCAUCAAACCCUCCAAACCCACCCCACCAAACCUUAAAAUCUUCAAACUCUCUUUACUCGACCAACUCUCCCCCAACAUCCAUGGCAACUCCACCUUCUUCUUCCCACAUUCUCACAACAACUCCUUCUCUCAUAACUCCAAUCUCCUCCAAACCUCUCUCUCCCAAACAUUAUCCCUAUUUUACCCUUUCGCCGGACGUCUCCAAGACGGCACCGGCUCCACCAUUCUCUGCAACGACGACGACGGUGUUUUAUUCAUCGAGUCUCAAACUACCAUUACUCUCUCACAACUCCUCACCACCCCGGAUCUCAACACCCUCGAAUGCUUCCUCCCAGUCCCAACCAUGGAAAACAAAAACAUGCUCUUAUUACUCCGCUUCACCUCAUUCACCUGCGGUUCCACCGCACUUACCAUAUCCCUCACACACAAGAUAACCGACUUUAACACGUUCAUCACGUUUCUCAAAACAUGGACCACCCUAUGCGCCGCCGCGAAACCGGUUCCACUCCCUGACUUAACCACCGCCUCCACUCUCUUUCCUCCCAGAGACCUCCCCGAGAUGUCCGCUUCCUAUAAACCUUCAUCCAAGAACUUCACUUCCAGAAGAUUUAUCUUCCAUGCAUGCAAAAUAGAACAACUCAAGAGAAAAAUCAAAAGCGAAACCGAGUUUCAACCUUCGAGAGUCGAGGUUGUUCUGGCUCUCAUAUGGAAAUCUGCCCUUUCAGCUUCUCGUUCCAAAACACAGUCGUUUAAGCGUUCGGUUUUGUUUCAAGCUGUAAACCUCCGUCCACGUAUGGAACCCGCCGUACCAGAAACAGCUGUUGGAAACUUUGUGUGGUCGUUUGUGGUGACAGUUGAAGAAGAAAGCCACAUGGUAUUACACGAGAUAGUGAAGAGAAUGAGAAAUGGUAUGAAAGAGUUUAUAGAGAAGGAAGCAAAGACUUUUAAGGAGGAAGGUGGGUUUAAAGUGGUGAUGGAGAGUUUCAAAGAUAGGGUUGAGAUUUUGACUGAGAAUGAGAAUGAGGGUAGUAUGGUAAUUUACAAAUGUUCGAGUUGGUGUAAAUUUCCGGUGCUUGAAAUUGAUUUUGGGUUGGGGAAACCAGUGUGGAAUUGUUGUGUGAAUAAGUUGGUGAGUAAUACAAUUGCUUUGAUGGAUACAAAAGAUGGUAAUGGAGUUGAAGCUUUUGUCACUCUUGAUGAGGAUGAUAUGGAGUUGUUUGAAAAAGAUGAAGAGCUUCUACACUAUGGUGUGCUUAAUCCUAGAAUUAUCAUUUGAUGGAAGAAGCACUUCUCAUGCAAUAUUCAUAUGUAUAUGUAGAAACAAUCAUAUGGUUUCUCGUAUAGACCAUUAUAUCAUAGGUUUUUUUUUCUUCUAAUAAAGAUAUAUAUUUCAUAAAGAGAAAAUAAGUAUAUGUAAAAUAUAAAAUAUAUAAUAUUAAAAUUUGUAUUGAAUAAAUGUUUUU